GUAUAAUCGUAUAACUGGGAAUUUAGUUCGUGAUUUGUGUCUAACUAAACUAAAAUGGCCAAUGUUGAAUAUAAAGCAGAUUUGUCUGGCACACACUUCGUACCGCCGCAUCAGAACCCGCCACCGUACGUCACCCAACCACAACCAGGAAUAUAUCCUGCAUAUCCUGCCGUACCUCCUCAACAGGUCGUGGCAGUCGUACCAGUAGUAAGGCAAAUGGGACCUGAUCCUUCACAUUAUACAUGUCCGUCUUGUAAUACGGCCAUCGUCACUAGAGUAGAACGUGUUUCCACGACAAAGACACAUCUGUUUGCUGCUCUUCUUUGCUUAAUAGGUUGUUGGCCAUGCGUUUGCAUUCCUUACUGCACGAAUAGCUGUCAAAAUGCUGAGCAUUAUUGCCCGAACUGCAGCGCGUACAUCGGAAACUACAGCAGUUAAUGCUCUCAACAAAAUAGUAAAAAUGCGAACUGUGUUUAGUUCAUACAUAAAUAUAUGCCUGUGUCUUCGUGGGAUCAUAAAUCCAAACCAUAUACUAUGGCUUCGAUCAUAGGGUCCACACUAAAACGGUAUUGUCGCCAUGCUCUUAGUUUUUAUAUAUUAACUAA
This is a messenger RNA of Bombyx mandarina (wild silkworm), 605 nucleotides long. Its product is annotated as lipopolysaccharide-induced tumor necrosis factor-alpha factor homolog. Gene Ontology annotation, molecular function: zinc ion binding. NCBI's taxonomy places the organism in Eukaryota, Metazoa, Arthropoda, Insecta, Lepidoptera, Bombycidae. The record is from RefSeq and is a predicted model, not a curated record.